Messenger RNA from Dendronephthya gigantea, 2239 nucleotides. Its product is annotated as acetyl-coenzyme A synthetase 2-like, mitochondrial. Gene Ontology annotation, molecular function: acetyl-CoA synthetase activity; AMP binding. The record is from RefSeq and is a predicted model, not a curated record. Gene Ontology annotation, cellular component: mitochondrion. Bases 188 to 2224 code for a protein of 678 amino acids. NCBI's taxonomy places the organism in Eukaryota, Metazoa, Cnidaria, Anthozoa, Malacalcyonacea, Nephtheidae. The transcript is spliced from 14 exons.
UGACCAUAAUCACCAAUACCACACAUGGAUACGAAAUCUAUCAGAUAAUAUUGAAAGCAUCCAUACUAAAUAAUAGAACAAUAAUAAGUUAUAAUAGAUUAGUAAAAUCGGAAUUAUUUGAUUAUUACACUAUUUCUGAAAUUUAAUUUGAAACAAAUCAAGAAAUUCUCAUAUUGCAUUUGGUGUAAUGGCGAGUUUACAGCGCACACGGAGUGCAGUGCGGUUCAUUUCUCGUGCGAUUUCUGGAAAUUCAAGAGCGCCAUUCACUCGACAGGGCCAGAAACGUUUUCUGUGUUCAAGCAACAAAUCAAAUUCACGGCUUGCUUUUGUGUCGAGCGAACACGAUGAGAUUUAUAAGCGUAGUAUCAACGAUCCUUCGACAUUUUGGAGAGAACAGGCCUCCAGUCGUUUGCAAUGGAUUAAGCCUUUUACCAAAGUUAUGGAUUGUGAUAUGAAUAUUGGUCAACACAGGUGGUUUAUGGAUGGUCAACUAAAUGUGUCAGAAAAUUGUUUGGACAGACAUGUCGAGAAGAAUCCAGAUAGCGUGGCUUUCAUAUGGGAAAAGGAUGAACCUGGGACACAUGAGACUCUUACUUAUAGAGAGUUGUUGAAAAUGACAUGUCAGAUAGCAAACAUGUUGAAAAAACAUGGUGUGAAGAAAGGAGACAGGGUGUGUAUAUAUCUGCCAAAUUGUCCCUUAGCUGCCGCUACGAUGCUUGCCUGUUCUCGCAUUGGUGCAGUUCAUAGUGUUGUUUUUGCUGGAUUUAGUGCAGAAGCGCUGGCAAAUCGCAUAACAGAUGCUGGAGCAGAGAUUGUAUUUACUGCUGAUCAGGGAGUGCGCGGUAGUAAGACAAUUCAGUUGAAACGAACAGUAGAUGAAGCAGUGAACAAGUGCUCAGGUGUAAGGCAUGUCUUUGUCAUGUCAAGGACAGGAGCUGAUGUACCUAUGGGCAAGAAUGACAUCCCAUUGGAGAAGGCAAUGUCACAGGAAAGCACUGAAUGUCCUGUUGAACCAAUGAACAGUGAGGAUAUGUUGUUCUUACUUUAUACCUCAGGAAGCACAGGGAGACCAAAAGGAAUUCAACAUUCACAAGCUGGUUAUUUACUGUAUACUAAUCUCACAUUUCAAUAUGUUUUUGAUUAUAAACCUGGAGAUAUAUUCAGUUGUGCUGCAGAUAUUGGUUGGAUAACCGGGCAUUCUUAUGUCGUUUAUGGUCCGUUAUCAAACGGUGCAACCUCGGUUCUCUUUGAGAGUAUUCCAACCUAUCCUGACCCUGGUCGAUACUGGGAAACUGUUGAAAGAUUGAAAAUAAAUCAGUUUUACACUGCUCCGACUGCUAUACGACUCCUGUAUAAGUAUGAAGAUGAGUGGGUGAAGAAAUAUGACAGAUCUUCCUUACGGAUCCUAGGAACAGUGGGAGAACCAAUCAACGCUGAAGCCUGGCAUUGGUACAAUGAAGUUGUUGGGGAGAGUCGAUGUACAGUUGUGGAUACUUGGUGGCAAACAGAAACCGGGGGGAUUUUCAUUGCUCCCAGGCCCUCAUCAGACAACUCAGCACCAAAACCAGAGUUUGCGACCAGGCCCUUUUUCGGAGUAGAACCUGUUCUCUUGGAUAGCGAGGGAGUUGAACUGCGAGGAAAUAACGUGUCUGGCAACUUAUGCAUCCGUGGCUCCGUUCCGAGUAUGGCACGAACAGUUUAUGGUGAUCACCGACGAUUCUUAGAAACAUAUUAUACAGCCUUCCCAGGUUAUUAUUUCACCGGUGAUGGGGCAUUGAGGGAUGAAGACGGACACUAUAGGAUAACUGGUAGAGUUGAUGAUGUCAUCAACAUUAGUGGACAUCGUCUGGGAACAGCUGAAGUCGAGGAUGCCUUGGAUAACCAUCCAGACGUUGCGGAGAGUGCAGUGGUUGGCUUUCCUCACGACAUCAAAGGAGAGGGUAUUUAUGCGUACGUUACUUUGAAAGAGCACGCAACGAUCACGCCUGAAAAUCUACGUCUGGAGCUUAAAGAACUUGUGAAGAAAGAAAUUGGUUCAUUUGCUGCACCAGAAUUGAUACAGGUAGCCCCAGGCCUUCCUAAAACCAGAUCGGGGAAAAUAAUGCGACGAAUUUUAAGGAAAGUAGCUGCGAAUGAAUUUGAAGAUUUAGGCGAUGUUUCAACUCUGGCAGAACCUUCGGUUGUGGAGGGGAUUGUUAAUGAGCAUAAGAAAAUAGUUCAGUGAAGUUAAGAUACGAUA